Molecule: messenger RNA, 1243 nt
Organism: Chaetura pelagica (chimney swift)
Lineage: Eukaryota; Metazoa; Chordata; Aves; Apodiformes; Apodidae
Gene: GFRA4
Product: GDNF family receptor alpha 4
Exons: 7
Coding region: 8-1243 (411 amino acids)
Biological process (GO): nervous system development
Cellular component (GO): external side of plasma membrane; signaling receptor complex
Molecular function (GO): glial cell-derived neurotrophic factor receptor activity
Source: RefSeq, a predicted model, not a curated record
AGAAGGCAUGGCAGAAGCUGUCAGCUCAAGCAGGGACUGCCUUCAAGCAGGUGAGUCCUGUACCAACGACCCCGUCUGCAGUGCCAAAUUCAGGACCCUCCGGCAAUGCAUCGCGGGCAACGGGGCCAACAAGCUGGGCCCCAACGCCAAGAACCAGUGCAGGAGCACAGUGACAGCCCUGCUCUCCAGCCAGCUCUAUGGCUGCAAGUGCAAGAGAGGCAUGAAAAAGGAGAAGCACUGCUUGAGCGUCUACUGGAGCAUCCACCACACGUUGAUGGAAGGUAUGAAUGUCCUGGAGAGCUCCCCUUAUGAACCCUUCAUCAGAGGCUUUGAUUACGUCCGGCUGGCAUCCAUCACGGCAGGGGCGGAGAACGAGGUGACGCAGGUGAACCGGUGCCUGGACGCGGCCAAAGCCUGCAACGUGGACGAGACGUGCCAGCGGCUCCGCACCGAGUACGUGUCCCUGUGCAUCCGCCGCCCGGCCCGCGCCGACUCCUGCAACCGCGCCAAGUGCCACAAGGCCCUGCGCAGGUUCUUCGACCGCGUGCCCCCCGAGUACACCCACGAGCUGCUCUUCUGCCCCUGCGAGGACACGGCGUGCGCCGAGCGCCGGCGCCAGACCAUCGUCCCCGCCUGCUCCUACGAGGCCAAGGAGAAGCCCAACUGCCUGGCGCCGCUGGAUUCCUGCCGGGAAAACUACGUCUGCAGGUCGCGCUACGCCGAGUUCCAGUUCAACUGCCAGCCAUCCCAGCAGGCUGCCAGUGGCUGCCGGAGGGACAGCUAUGCUGCCUGCCUGCUGGCCUACACUGGGAUCAUAGGCAGCCCCAUCACACCCAACUACAUUGACAACUCAACUUCCAGCAUAGCUCCCUGGUGCACGUGCAACGCCAGUGGCAACAGACAGGAGGAGUGUGAGACCUUCCUGCACCUCUUCACCGACAACAUCUGUCUCCAAAAUGCCAUCCAGGCCUUUGGCAACGGGACCUACCUGAAUGCAGCCGUGGCCCCAUCCAUCCCCCCCACCACACAGAUGUACAAGCAGGAGAGAAACGCCAACAGAGCCGUGGUGACCCUCAGAGAGAACAUCUUUGACCACCUCCAGCCCACCAAGGUGGCCAGGGAGGAGAGGCUCCUGCGGGGCUCCACUCGGCUGUCAUCAGGGACCUCCAGCCCAGCAGCUCCUUCUCCACUGCAGACCUGGCUUCUCUCCACCCUGGCUGUCCUGGGCCUCUCUGUGAUGUGA